This is a messenger RNA of Stegostoma tigrinum, 3720 nucleotides long. It is a transcript of the gene tbx5b, whose product is annotated as T-box transcription factor 5b. NCBI's taxonomy places the organism in Eukaryota, Metazoa, Chordata, Chondrichthyes, Orectolobiformes, Stegostomatidae. Gene Ontology annotation, cellular component: nucleus. Bases 441 to 2012 code for a protein of 523 amino acids. Gene Ontology annotation, molecular function: DNA-binding transcription factor activity, RNA polymerase II-specific; RNA polymerase II cis-regulatory region sequence-specific DNA binding. The record is from RefSeq and is a predicted model, not a curated record. The transcript is spliced from 9 exons. Gene Ontology annotation, biological process: cell fate specification; positive regulation of DNA-templated transcription; regulation of transcription by RNA polymerase II.
UGCACGCCUUUCCUAUAAUCCCCACACACUCAGCACCCACCAAAUCCACCUUCUGAGUGAGGGAACUCCUUCCUCACCAGCACUCUGAACGGCAAGUUCUUCCCCCAUCCCCCGACCCCCCACUCCUCCGCGGCUAGAUGCCCCCAAACAGCGCGAUAAGGCCUUAUCUUUUUCUCAGGAUCCCUCUUGCGCGUCUGGCAACCUGGAAGUGUUUGGAGAAGCGGACUGCUUUUGGAGACCUAUGGAUUGUUCAGCCUGUGAAGUGCUCUGUGUGUAGCCAGGGAAAACCACGAUUAGAAACGGCUCCAUAAACCCCCCUUCCACUGUGGAGAGACCGGAAGGAGGGAACUCUGCUGUGUGAUGCUCGCAAUACGUUGACAACAUUUAGCUCACAGUGCUUGGAUUACGGUGCCUCUAUUGCAAGAAUUGUGUGGCGAAAUAUGGCGGAGACGGAGGAAGGCUUCGGGCUGCCAGCAGCACCACAUAGCGAGUCUGAGCCCAAUGAGCAUUUAUCUGAAAGUAAGCAGGACAGCCAACUUGGAGCCGCCAGAAAAUCCCCCUCCCCACAACAAGCUACAUACACUCAACAGGGCAUGGAAGGAAUCAAAGUGUAUUUGCAUGAACGCGAGUUAUGGUUAAAAUUUCACGAAGUCGGGACUGAGAUGAUAAUUACUAAAGCAGGAAGGCGCAUGUUUCCUAGUUACAAAGUGAAGGUGACCGGGUUAAAUCCGAAGACGAAAUACAUCCUUCUGAUGGAUAUUGUGCCAGCAGACGACCACCGUUACAAGUUCGCUGAUAACAAAUGGUCAGUGACUGGGAAAGCAGAACCUGCGAUGCCAGGCAGGUUAUACGUUCACCCAGAUUCACCCGCCACCGGGGCCCAUUGGAUGAGACAACUAGUCUCCUUCCAAAAACUCAAGCUCACCAAUAACCACCUCGACCCUUUCGGGCACAUUAUUCUAAACUCGAUGCACAAAUACCAGCCCAGGCUGCACAUUGUAAAGGCUGACGAAAAUAACGGUUUCGGUUCCAAGAACACCGCUUUCUGUACGCACGCUUUUUCGGAAACCGCCUUUAUUGCGGUCACGUCCUACCAGAACCACAAGAUUACACAGCUCAAAAUCGAGAAUAACCCUUUUGCAAAGGGAUUUCGAGGAAGUGAUGACAUGGAGCUGCACAGAAUGUCCCGCAUGCAAAGUAAGGAAUACCCUGUGGUCCCGAGGAGCACGGUCAGACAACGUGUGGGUUCUACUGCGAAUCAUUUCAGUGGAGAAGUGCGAGUGUUGCCUGUGUCAAACAACCUGAACUCUCAGUACCAAUGUGAGAACGGGGUUUCAAGUUCGUCACAAGAGCUGCUGCCUCCCAACCCGUACUCAGUCUGCCAGGAGCAGAGCCCUCUCUACCACUGCAGCAAAAGGAAAGCAGUAGACGAAGAUUGCAACUCGACAGAACAUCCAUACAAGAAGUCAUAUAUUGAAAGCUCGCCUCCAGAGGAUGACCCAUUCUACAGGUCCUCAAGUUACUCCCAACAGCAAAGUCUUACGCCCUCUUAUAGGACUGACUCAGCACAGCGACAAGCAUGCAUGUAUGCUGGCUCAGCAGCAGACACAGAUCCCAGUGCCAGGCUUGAUGAUAUUAAUUGUAACACUUGGGCCACUGUUCCCUCAUACAGCAGCUGCACAGUUACAACAAUGCAACCCAUGGACAGAUUGCCCUACCAACACUUUUCAGCACAUUUCACAUCAGGCCCGUUAAUGCCUCGCAUCUCUGGAGUCACCAACCAUACAUCUCCACAGAUAGGGGACACUCACAACAUGUUUCAACAUCAGAGCUCAGUUUCGCAUCAGCCCAUAGUUCGGCCAUGCGGCCCUCAAGCUGGGAUCCAGUCUGCAAGCAAUCUUCAACCUGCUGACUACUUGUAUCCACAUGGCAUGUCAAGAACCCUCUCACCCCAUCAAUACCAUUCAGUACCUGGAGUGGGUAUAGUGCCUGAAUGGACUGAGAACAGCUAAUUCAAAGAAAUCUCCAUUAAUCUGACAUACAUGAAUGUUUGCGUUAUGUAGGACAUUGUUUCAAGCAAUAUUUAAAACAACCAAACCUGACAGUACUUUUCAAGUGAUAAAACUUCAUAUAAUGACAUUAUAUUUGAUAUAUUCUUUCAAUCCCCACUCCAUCAUACUACUUAUCUGAAUGAAAUUGAAAUUGGUUAUUAACGUAAAACAAAAGUGAAGGGUUCCAUCUGGUGGAUGUUUCUCUGCAUUGUAUGGUCUAUAUUCAUCAGAAUGUUGCAUGUUUGUUGUUGGACAAUCAGAAACAUCAGUAAUAUGUAUGCAGUCCAUCAUAAAGUUCCCCAUUUUGUGCCAAUCUUCUAUUUCCAUUUUGUUCUCAGCAUAAAUACAUGCUGUAAAGGUGAAGAGGAAUGAAUGUGGAGUUUUUUGGGUAGUUAUCAUGACAUUUAUUUAAUAACUAUUUCAAAAUGUUGCUAAUGGGGUCCAUGGUGAGAUACAUCAAAAACUGUUCAUGGUACUACUGCUUAGAACAUUACUCUUUGUUAAAUAACCUUUUGCUACAUGCAGAGCUUUAAAAUUUCCAAGAUAGCUGCCUGACAAAACAAUCCUGAAGAGAUCUAUGCACACAACUAAGGCGCUGGAGGGAGGUGAAUCAAUGUCUCCUGUACCAUCAAGUUAAUAUUUAUCAAUACUAGGUGACUAAAAGCAAAAGUAGGAAUAUUACGUGACUAAUAUUUGAUUAAAUUUAUUUUUAUAUAAAGUAAUAUCAAGCACACAAACAGGAGCAAAUGAUCUGAAAUGAGCAUUUAAUUUCAAUAAUGUAGAAGAUCCACCACUUACCUCACCUAUCCUUUCUCAUUCAUUGGUUGAGAAUUGAAAUAAACUUCAGAAUCCAAAAAGAUAUCAUUUACAUCCAAAAAUCUGAAUGAUGUUGAGAACACAUUAUUGUUUCAAUAAGGAGGCAUGUACCCUGUACUUCAGAAGAAAUUUAAGGUGAUGGUACUUGCUUUGUUCAUUGAACAGGUUGGAGAGCAUAGGGGAAUGUGCAGUCCAUUAACAGAUAACCCGAUUUCUGGAUGUAUAUAACAAUGUAACAACUCAACAUCAGUACAUGCAAAUUAAUGGAUGUACAUAAUGGAGAGCCCAUAGACAGUCUUUGUUUCACAUACAGUAAAUGUUUUAUACAGGUACCCAAUUUUAGCUAUUUUGAUCAUGUGAUGUGUAGCAUCAAGCUUCUGUCUCCACAUUUGGUCAAUAUAAGUGUUUACAUCCUAACGCAAAGAAUAAUAUUUUAAAUUAUGUAUCAAGCAAUAAGUAGUUGUUUAUUCAACAUAAACAAAGUGCAGAAAUUGCUUGUAUUAAUUAUCAGUGUUCUUCUGGUGAAUAGUAUUUAUUGUUGGACAACCUAAAAAGUCCUUGUUUUUGGAGUAUUAAGAAUGAUUUAUUCUUAGAGAAAAGUUGUUAUAGAAGUGUGGUUGGAAGUCCUUUGGUGUAUAAAAGAGAUGAAUCAAUUAAGUUUCGUUGUAAAUAAAACACAGUGUAUAUACUGACAAGAAAUAACUUCAGAUACUAUUUUUGAGCGAUUUACCUUUUCUCUGACACCGUGUUCUAAAUCUAUCCAUUAAAAUAGGGAUUUGUCAUGAAUGGGUUAACUAAGUCAAACAUUCAUUCCUGUAAAAUAUUGUAAAAUUCAAGUCUCAUGAUUUCAAAC